Molecule: messenger RNA, 708 nt
Organism: Mesitornis unicolor (brown roatelo)
Lineage: Eukaryota; Metazoa; Chordata; Aves; Mesitornithiformes; Mesitornithidae
Gene: TNFRSF4
Product: tumor necrosis factor receptor superfamily, member 4
Exons: 6
Coding region: 1-708 (235 amino acids)
Biological process (GO): inflammatory response
Molecular function (GO): tumor necrosis factor receptor activity; protein binding
Source: RefSeq, a predicted model, not a curated record
AUGAGAAACCGCUGCACUGCAACAUCAGACACGGUCUGUGCCCCCUGUCAAGAUGAAUACUUCAGUAGUGAACACAACCACAACUUCUGCAAGAGUUGUACAAUCUGCAACACUUGGACGGGGAGCGUGGAAGUGAAGAAGUGUGAGAAGACCUCAGACAGGAUUUGCAUGUGUGUUGCAGGUUACAUGCCAGUUGUCAGCCAUACACUGGGAAGUGUAUGCUCACCAUGUCCUGAAGGGUCUUAUUCUGUAGGGGGAAAUGAAAACUGUCAACCUUGGACCAACUGCAGCAGCCUUGGGAAAAACACCCUUCGACCAGGGACCAAAACAGACGAUGCUGUUUGCAGCAGCCAUGUCACACAGCCAGCUACCUCGCAGAGUGCAACACCUGCUUUGAAUCUUUCCACCACUGACCGCAAGAAUAACGCGUCGACUGCGAUGCUCUCACCAUCCAGGCCCACUGUGAUUCCUUUCCUUUGCUCGGAUACAAACAGCUCCACAGAGACUAACUGGGGGUCUUUAUCACUUAUCCUGAUUUGUCUGGUGUUGCUCAUGGUGAGUGGAAUGUCCAUCCUCCUGCUGAUUGUCCAAGCUGUCAAAAAAGAGACCAAGAAGAGGCCUUUUAGAAACAAUCCUCAGGAAAGGACUGUUGGAAUUCCUGUCCAGGAAGAACAGAUUGACUCCAAUUCUAGUCUCAUCAAAAACUGA